Molecule: messenger RNA, 2590 nt
Organism: Mya arenaria
Lineage: Eukaryota; Metazoa; Mollusca; Bivalvia; Myida; Myidae
Product: innexin unc-9-like
Exons: 2
Coding region: 110-1342 (410 amino acids)
Source: RefSeq, a predicted model, not a curated record
AUAAGAUAAGUAUCGAAGGACAAUGUUUUUAUAAAGUUUACUAAAACAAUGCAAACUGUCACAUAACGAGUUGAGAAAGAGGAUUUGUGUUAACGGUCAAUGAAAUACCAUGGAGUCACUGAUCGACCAAAUCACAAAGAGGUUUAAGACGAUCAAAGGGCAUAACAACGACGACGCCAUAGAUCGACUCAGUCACGUGUACACAUCAGUUUCACUUGUCAUCAUUGCCAUCUUCCUCACUACAGCGCAUUUCGUCGGCAAGCCAAUCCACUGUUGGAACCCCGCACACUAUGAAAAGGACUGGUAUAAGAGCUACAUAGAAAACUAUUGCUGGAUCUCCAAUACGUACCACGUAGCCUUUCAUGACCAGCUACCUGAAGGAAUUGAGGAACGCAAGGACAGGGAAAUAACCUACUACCAAUGGGUACCACUGAUUCUGCUUUUUCAGGCUUUCUUGUUCAAAAUACCGAACAUUAUCUGGAGAUUGCUCCAUUCGCAUGCCGGUGUAAGCCUUCACAACAUGGUCGACCUGGCUGAGAAGACACAGGGGACGUCGCCGAAGGAUCGACAGGAUACUAUUCAAACUCUUGCUGACAUCAUUGAUCACUGGUUGAAAACGGAGAGAUCAUGGAAAAACAAUCGCUAUACAAGGAUGAGAGAUGCAAUGAGUCAGAAAUGCAGUCUGAUGUGUAGUAAACGAGGUGGUAAUUUUCUUGCCGGUCUCUACGUAAUCGUGAAGCUUUUGUUCUUUGCAAAUGUUGUUGCGCAGUUCUUUAUCCUGAAUGCAUUCAUGGCAUCGAGUUACAAUAUGUAUGGAUUUGAGGUCCUUCACAAAUUGUCCGAUAACACUCCUUGGGAGAACAGUCCUCGCUUUCCUCUUGUAACUUUCUGUGACUUCCAGAUUCGACAGCUUCAGAAUAUUGUUCGGUACAGUCUACAAUGCGUCCUCCCGAUCAACCUCUUCAACGAAAAGUUCUUCGUCUUUCUUUGGUUCUGGUUUUUCAUAAUGGGUAUUGCAUCACUGUACAGCCUCAUUAAAACUUUAGUUGUGAUCGUUGACAAUGGCAGUCGCUAUCGAUUCGUUAAGAAAUAUCUGAAAAUUGACAAUAAAAUUCAGAGCGGAUUUGACAGGAAAGUUUGCCGGAGAUUCGCGGAUCAGUACUUGCGAGAAGAUGGUGUGUUCGUCCUUAGAGUAAUCACUAGUAACUCGACGGAUCUUGUCACGACAGAUUUGGUGUCUGAACUGUGGAGAAAGUUUAAUACAGAAGAAGAAAAAGCGUCAGCCAAUCUAAAAUCCAAUGGACUUCGAGAUGAUUUCACUGACAUAAAAGCAAAUAUCUAGUCUUAAGAAAUGCACCUUCAGUCAAAAAUGAAACUGAUAAAUGUAUUCACCGUUGUUUCGUAUAUACAUUAUAUGCGCUGAUCAAAACUAUCAAUAUUUUUGUAUGCUGCUGGUAUAUUAACAACUGACUUUCGAUUCUUGAUUUGAACAAAUUCAAGAACUUGUAUCGUAGUUAAAAGUUUUCAUUUUCUACGUGCAAUCGGUUUCGCAAUACUUAUGGAAUUUAACAAAAAGUGUAUCUAAAAUCGAGUGUGAACCUGUUUUAUUCUUUCUUUCAAUCAUUCCUACUUACGGUAAAACAGUAGUAAAAAAAUAAAAAAUAAACAUCUUUUCCGAUCAGCAUAUCGGAACAGAGUGUAGAUAAGAGGAAGGGCCUUGUGUGUAUGGAAUACUUCAAAAGUGGAUAUCAUGCAGAUAAAAAUUAUAUGACAUCGAGAAAAGAUAGAUAAACAGUUUAGCAAAUUCUAAGUGAACAAUUAGUUGAACACCAUGUUUGUUUGUUUAUGAUGAAAAUUUAUGCUUAUCAUCAAACCAUUUUCAAAGUUUUGUGUGAUAUUCAUGUAACCGGGUAUUGGAUGUGUAUAUAGCGGCACUUAUACUGUCUCGUUAAAGAGCUAGCUUUUAAAAGGUCUGUACACCAGAUUGGCACCAAAAAAGUAAAAAAAAAUACCAAAAUGUGUCGGAGACUGGGUUCGAACCCGUGUCGCCAAAAGUGCAGUCCAGCGUCGUAUCCACUGAGCUACGACGGCUUACUCUAAUUGGGUGACAUAAUUAAGCUAUACACCUACCUCGGUAAUAUCACGUGAUAACACCGACUAGCCAAUCACGCAUAAGGAAUGAAUUCUACCUGGUAGACAUACCCAGUAAUCUUUUUUUAAUGGAAAAAUACGAAAUAACUGCUAACUUAAAUAAAUAAUAAACUAUGUGGUACUUCAGUUAGAAGUUUCAAUGCAUUGUUCACAUCGAUGCCAAGUUUAUGUCAGUUUUCGACAAUUUCCUUUUCUUUUUUUCGCUAUUUUAUCAUACGGAGUACAGCCCCUUUACAGCGACGCGAUAGAGUGUCCGUCCGCCUGCAGAGCAAGCGGUCGUGGGUUCGAACCCCGAAAGGUGAACAUAGCAAUUUGUGUAGUCUGUUACAUUCAUUUUGUGAAAAUUGUAUGAAUGGUCUUCAUUGUCUUGUUUCUCUGUUUUUGUCAACGAUUAAAAUUGAAAAUAAUAAAUAUUGUUUUGUUCUGCAAAUUAUCAGAA